Molecule: messenger RNA, 1782 nt
Organism: Vicia faba (fava bean)
Lineage: Eukaryota; Viridiplantae; Streptophyta; Magnoliopsida; Fabales; Fabaceae
Source: the annotation of a GenBank genome assembly
AUGGGUCAUUGCUGCAGCAAAAACACUGCAGUCGACACCGAUACCGUCGCAACCGAUCACAACCUCAAAUCAUCUAACCACGAUGUAUCACAAACUUCCCACCCUGCCGGAAACUCAGUCUCCGGCGUCAGUGAUGCUACUCCGGGGAGACAAACCCCCGCGACAUCGUUUUCCACUAGUCCUUUCAAUAGUCCUCUUCCCGCAGGUGUGGCGCCGUCACCGGCUGCCAGGACUCCGGGGAGGAAAUUCAGGUGGCCGCUUCCUCCUCCAUCUCCCGCAAAGCCGAUAAUGGCGGCUUUGCUACGGAGGCAGGGGAAGACGAAACCGAAAGACGGACCGAUACCUGAGGAGCAAGGGGAGAGUGGUGAAGGAGAGAGGACGUUGGAUAAGAGCUUUGGAUAUGGGAAGAAUUUUGGGGCGAAAUUUGAGCUUGGGAAGGAAGUUGGUCGAGGGCAUUUUGGUCAUACUUGUUGGGCUAAAGGUAAGAAAGGUGAACUCAAAGGAGUAUCAGUGGCGGUGAAAAUCAUAACCAAAGCUAAGAUGACUUCGGCAAUAGCAAUUGAAGACGUGAGAAGGGAGGUGAAAAUGUUGAAAGCCUUGUCCGGACACAGGAAUUUGGUCAAGUUUUAUGAAGCAUUUGAGGAUGUGAAUAAUGUCUACAUUGUGAUGGAGUUAUGCGAGGGUGGAGAAUUACUGGACAGAAUUCUAGAUAGAGGUGGAAGAUACCCAGAGGAGGAUGCCAAAGUUAUUCUUCUACAAAUUCUGAAUGUAGUUGCCUUUUGUCAUCUUCAAGGAGUUGUUCAUCGCGAUCUAAAACCAGAGAAUUUUCUUUUUCUCUCAAAAGAUGAGGAUGCUGUUCUGAAAGUUAUUGAUUUUGGUCUAUCUGAUUUUGUUCGGCCAGAUCAACGCCUUAAUGAUAUUGUUGGUAGUGCCUAUUAUGUUGCACCUGAAGUGCUCCAUAGAUCUUACAGUGUUGAAGGAGACUUAUGGAGUAUUGGAGUUAUAUCGUACAUAUUGUUAUGUGGAAGUAGACCGUUUUGGGCACGGACUGAAUCAGGAAUCUUCCGGUCUGUGUUAAGAGCAAACCCUAACUUUGAUGAUUCACCUUGGCCAUCAAUAUCACCAGAAGCCAAAGACUUUGUGAAGAGACUUUUGAACAAGGACCAUCGGAAAAGGAUGACAGCUGCUCAAGCUCUAUCUCACCCAUGGUUGAAAAAUGAAGGAAAUGCCAUUCCUUUAGAUAUUCUAAUUUACAAGUUAGUCAAGUCAUACGUGCGUGCCUCGCCUUUGAAACGUUCGGCAUUGAAGGCUCUCUCAAACGCUUUACCAGAGGACGAGGUUACCUACCUUAAAGCACAAUUUAGCCUCUUGGAACCUAAAGAUGGUUGCAUUUCACUUGAGAAUUUCAGAGUUGCUCUCAUGAAAAAUGCAACUGAUGCCAUGAGGGAAGCAAGGGUCCCUGACAUUCUAAAUUUGAUGGAUCCACUCUCCUAUAAAAAACUGGAUUUCGAAGAGUUUUGCGCUGCCGCAAUCAGUGUAUACCAGCUUGAAGUUCAUCCAGAAUGGGAUAAAAUUUCCACCACAGCGUUUGAUUAUUUUGACGAGGCAGGGAACCGUGUCAUUUCACUCGAGGAGUUAGCACAGGAGAUGAAUUUGGGUCCUUCAGCUUACUCUUUAAUGGGUGACUGGAUCAGAAAAUCUGACGGAAAACUCAGCUUGGUCGGUUAUACAAAGUAUUUGCAUGGUGUCACAAUUCGUAGUACAAAUACAAGACACAGAUAG